AUGGCUUUGAUGCUAGACAACUGUGAAGGAAUUUUGUUAUCUUUAGAUUCACAUAAAUCGGUUCCGGCGCCGUUUUUGACCAAAACAUACCAGCUUGUUGAUGAUCCAAACACAGACCACAUUGUUUCUUGGGGUGAAGAUGAUGCAACCUUUGUUGUUUGGCGGCCACCGGAGUUUGCUCGGGACCUUCUUCCCAACUAUUUUAAGCACAAUAAUUUCUCUAGUUUUGUUCGCCAGCUCAACACCUAUGGUUUCAGAAAGAUUGUACCAGACAGAUGGGAGUUUGCAAAUGAGUUCUUCAAGAAAGGGGAGAAACACUUGCUGUGUGAGAUCCACCGGAGAAAAACAGCUCAGCCGCAAGUGACCUUGAACCACCACCACCCUCUUAAUCAACCUAUGAGCGGUCCAAGUUUCUUUCCAUACCCUAGCCGAGUCAGCAUCUCCCCACCUGACUCGGACGAGCAGCAACAGAACAAUCACUGGCGUGACUCGCCGCCACCUCUAUCUUCCCCCACCAGUAUCUCCGCCGCAAUGAAUGGCACGAGUGGUGGCGUCACCUAUGCUUAUAACUCAGUCACAGCACUUUCUGAAGACAAUGAAAGGCUGAGGAGAAACAACAAUAUGCUUGUUUCUGAACUAGCCCACAUGAGGAAACUAUACAAUGAUAUUAUUUAUUUUGUUCAGAACCAUGUGAAACCAGUGGCACCUAGCAACUCUUAUCCUUCAUCUUUAUUCUCUACUACUACUGCAGCUACACCCAUCAGCGGUUCUUCAAUUGUUCAAAAGCCAUUAAACCAGCUUAUUGGGUACCAUCAGAUGGCAUCAAACCCUAAACAAGGUAAUACUUUUCUGGGCUCAUUCAACAACUCUAACAAUCCUAGCAAGACUUCACAGAACAGUGUGAAAAUUCUUGAAGACCCUGCAAAUAGUGAACCCAGCAGAACUAAGCUAUUUGGUGUGCCACUCUCGUCCAAGAAAAGAUUACAUCCAGAUUAUUCUUCUUCAGUUGAGAUUAACAAGACAAGAUUGGUCUUGGAAAAGGAUGAUUUAGGGUUGAACCUCAUGCCUCCUUCUCCAUGUUAG
Fraxinus pennsylvanica is the source of this 1083-nucleotide messenger RNA. The record is from the annotation of a GenBank genome assembly. NCBI's taxonomy places the organism in Eukaryota, Viridiplantae, Streptophyta, Magnoliopsida, Lamiales, Oleaceae.